AUGGACAACAUGGAAGACGUCGCAAAUAUUUCUCCAUGCAAAAAAAAUCCAAAAGGAAAAUUCGUUGGCACUGGUCAAAAGAAUAUAAUUAUUAAUGUGUACAAGGAUAAAAUCAAACAACAGCUCGAAAAUCCAGAGAUGCCCAAAUUGUCGUUCAGGGAGCUUAUCGUUAGCAUUUCAAGAACGAAUUGGGCAACGUACAAUUCAAACGACAUUGGGAGAAUAUAA
Messenger RNA from Macrosiphum euphorbiae (potato aphid), 228 nucleotides. The record is from the annotation of a GenBank genome assembly. NCBI's taxonomy places the organism in Eukaryota, Metazoa, Arthropoda, Insecta, Hemiptera, Aphididae.